CUUUCUCUGCUCUCCCUCCCUCUCGGCGGCACAGCCGGACUCCGCGCUCUUCUAGCCCGCCGCCCUGGGAACCGCCGGCCGUCGCCGCCCAGCCCGCAGCCGCCGGUCCCCCAGCGCCCAGGCACCUGUCGGAGGCGCAGAGACAGGGGUGCUGCAUGAGGGGCCGCAGGGGCGACCGUAUGACCAUCAACAUCCAGGAGCACAUGGCCAUCAACGUGUGCCCCGGGCCCAUCCGGCCCAUCCGACAGAUCUCUGAUUACUUCCCCCGCCGGGGACCAGAACCCGAAGGGAGUGGCAGGGGCUGUGGGGAGGGCCCCACUCGUCUGGCCCCCCUGGCUCUGGCCCCCCCUGCGGCCCUCCUUGGGGCCACCACGCCAGAGGAUCGAGCUGAGGUGGACAGCUAUGACUCGGAUGAUACCACCGCCCUGGGCACACUGGAGUUUGACCUUCUCUACGACCAGGCCUCCUGCACUCUGCACUGUAGCAUCCUCAGGGCCAAGGGCCUCAAGCCCAUGGAUUUCAAUGGCCUCGCCGACCCUUACGUCAAGCUGCACCUGUUGCCUGGAGCCUGCAAGGCCAAUAAGCUAAAAACUAAGACUCAGAGGAACACACUGAAUCCCGUGUGGAAUGAGGACCUGAUGUACAGCGGAAUCACAGAUGAUGACAUCACUCACAAGGUGCUCAGGAUCGCUGUCUGUGAUGAGGACAAGCUGAGCCACAAUGAGUUUAUUGGGGAGAUCCGAGUGCCCCUCCGCCGCCUCAAGCCUUCACAGAAGAAGCAUUUUAACAUCUGCCUGGAGCGCCAGGUCCCGCUGGCUUCACCCUCUUCCAUGUCGGCGGCGCUGAGGGGCAUCUCCUGUUACCUGAAGGAGCUAGAGCAGGUGGAGCAGGGGCCUGGGCUGCUGGAAGAGCGUGGGCGCAUCCUGCUGAGCCUCAGCUACAGCUCUCGGCGCCAGGGGCUGCUGGUGGGCAUCAUUCGCUGUGCCCACCUGGCUGCCAUGGAUGUCAACGGCUACUCUGACCCCUACGUUAAGACGUACCUGAGACCGGACGUGGAUAAGAAAUCGAAGCAUAAAACAUGUGUGAAGAAGAAGACUCUAAACCCAGAAUUUAAUGAGGAGUUCUUCUAUGAGAUGGAGCUCUCCACCCUGGCUACCAAGACUCUAGAAGUUACAGUCUGGGACUAUGACAUUGGCAAAUCCAACGACUUCAUCGGUGAGGGGAGAGCCCAGUGGGGCGGCGCUAAGGGAGGGCAGACCCAGCAGGAAGAGGCCCUGAUUUUGCCUGCCUCUGCCUGCUCCCCAGGUGGUGUGUCCCUGGGGUCUGGAGCCCGUGGAGAGGCCCGGAAGCACUGGAGUGACUGUCUGCAGCAGCCGGAUACAGCCCUGGAGCGCUGGCACACCCUGACUAGCGAGCUGCCCCCAGCAGCCGGGGCUCUCCCCUUGGCCUGAGCCCGCAGCAGCCACCCAACCAGGCCCCUUGGGCUGGGUCCAGUACCUAACCUUAGCACGACUGUGUUGCACGUUUACACAGGGUGGGAGGCCCCCACCCCGCACUACCUGUCUUACUUUUGUGAGAGUCUUCGUGCCUGUGGGUCUGUCUUCUUGUGAGGGACCAUGGAGAUCUAUAUUCACAUAUGCAAACUUCCUCCUGCCUGACUCGCUACUCCACACAAAUAUGCAAGUGCCAGUCCUCUGCACACCCAGGCGAGUGCUGCCAGAGCCACCCCAGCGCUGCUCCUCUCUCCUGCCUCUCCAGGCUGCCCGUCCCCUCCCACACAGGGAGGAGGUCGGAUUAGGGGAGGUUCAGAGGAGGAGAAUGUUUCCAAAAAAGAAAAGGACAAAAAAAAGAGCCACUCCUUUAAUACAGAAUCUUCAUUAAAAGAAAUCCUAGCCCUAUACAGCUGCCCUUUUAAAGGGGUGGCCACCGCAGGGUCUCUGCCUCCCCAAGAGGUGGCAGAUACUCCUGGCCACUCAUUUAAAUAACUGUCCCCUGGAUGGGGCCAGGAUGUGAGGGCCGGCCCCUGCCACCUUCCUGGGGACAUUUGUGCAUGUUUACGCCUUUUCUGAUUGUGUCAGUGGCCGAAGCAUGGUAACUGGGCGUCAAUAAACAUCUCUGAGGAA
Molecule: messenger RNA, 2123 nt
Organism: Galeopterus variegatus (Sunda flying lemur)
Lineage: Eukaryota; Metazoa; Chordata; Mammalia; Dermoptera; Cynocephalidae
Gene: DOC2A
Product: double C2-like domains, alpha
Exons: 10
Coding region: 156-1451 (431 amino acids)
Cellular component (GO): membrane
Source: RefSeq, a predicted model, not a curated record